Molecule: messenger RNA, 337 nt
Organism: Trichomonas vaginalis G3
Lineage: Eukaryota; Parabasalia; Trichomonadida; Trichomonadidae
Product: P-loop containing nucleoside triphosphate hydrolases family
Exons: 1
Molecular function (GO): hydrolase activity; DNA binding; ATP binding
Source: RefSeq, a predicted model, not a curated record
AUGUUAGAAAAAAAGUUUGCUGACAUUGACAAGAAAUUUGAGAAUGUUUUAAACAAGAACAAGAGGAAGUUGGAAAAUGCUCAGAUAAAACCCAUACAUGACAAGUUCUUAUUUGCUCAGAAUGGUAUAACAGGUCUAAUUGCACCACCUGGGUCGGGUAAGACUUUCACUUAUCUUAAAAUGGCUGCACAACAACAAGAACUAGAUGAGAAGAACCCAUUCUAUGAGUUAGUUGUCAUUUGUAGUACUUCGGGUCAAUUUGACCAAACCGUAAAUUCGUUCAAAGAUAUUAUAAAGAAGUCUAAGUUAGUAUGUAUAAAAGACUCUGAGUUGUUAG